Marchantia polymorpha subsp. ruderalis is the source of this 3211-nucleotide messenger RNA. The record is from the annotation of a GenBank genome assembly. NCBI's taxonomy places the organism in Eukaryota, Viridiplantae, Streptophyta, Marchantiopsida, Marchantiales, Marchantiaceae.
UGGCUAACUCGAUGUGAUUCGAAGGCAUCUUCCCCAUCACAAGCUCUUCCGACAAUCAGUGGCCUUCAUAAUGGGGCUUCAUGUUUAAAUCGUUCGUCAAGCAUCAUUGGCAGAAAGAAAUGAAGAAAGAAAGAAAAGGUUCAUUUCAGCCAAGAAAGUUAUGACUCCGACCAGUGCAGUCCAGUUCGUACGAGCGAGCAAAUAUUGUGACUGGAAUUAUCAGAUUCCCGUCAUCGUGGCUAUAUACGCCGGGAAACUUAAACGCAGACGGUUUGGCAUGAUAUUGUGAGGGCGCCUGGGGCGUGAGUUGCAACUGGAGGUGGUGGUGCUUGUGGUGGCAUGGUAUUGUGGCAGCCUACAGAAGGUGAAGAGGAUUAGGCCUCGAUUUCGUUGCCUGCUCACUUACACACAAGGUUAGCCGUAAAUACGGGCGUGCAUCUCCAACGCCUAAUCGAGCAUCCAAUCGAGCAUCUUGUUGUGGUUUCCGCAUCUUUCAUGUUUGUACCGUACUGGCAGGUACUGGAUUGUCGCACAAAGCAAUUUGAGGGUUUGUGGUGCUGUCACUGAUAUCAAUUGCCGAUGCCGGGGAAGAAGUAGCGGGAGUUGUCCCUCACGUGCCUUUAGUGCUUGUUCUACCUUUUGAGCAGUUGUGGAGUGUACAGACCGGCGAUUUUUACGUGCAAGCUGAAGGUGGAGCGUGGAUCGAUCGCCGAUUGAAUUUGUGUAUACUUUUGUGACAUGAGGUUUUAGUGGAUGUAGGGUUGUUUCAUGCCUGGAGCUAUUUUAUAUGACAGGUGCAGAGGCCAGAUCGAUGGGCGAGUGAGUUUCACUGAUGGUAGAGAAGAAAGGUUUACAACGUCGGUAGGUCGGGUGGAAGUGAGUGGCUGGGCCAGAACUUGAAUUAAACAUGGGGAUGGAGAUAGCAACUACUUCAUCCCAGGAACCAAAGCCGAUUGACGAGUCGGACGUUGGGGAUUUGAGAGUGUUAACAACGAGGCCCAGUAUUCUGUUGGUGGGUCCUCCGGCUGUCGGCAAACGUUCUCUUCUUAAUCGGCUCAUUUCGAAGGAAACAUCUGCUUCUGCUACAUCGGAGUCUGGACCAUCUUGCCAUGGGUGGACAAUUGAUACCAAAUACUACACAGCGGAUGUGUGUAUCUGGAUGGCCCGGCUUGAGAGCUCUUCGGAGGAUUCCGAUUUUAUUCAAGUCCAGUAUGGGCGCAGCGAGGCUCUGGUCAUGGUCUUCGACUUGAGCAACGAUGCUUCCUUCAAGGAGUUGCAGGAAUGGGCAACAAAAGUUGCGCUUGAGAAUUUCGAAAUUCUGUUGUGUGUUGGCAAUAAAGCUGAUCACGUCCCUGAGCACUUUGCUCAUGCCGAAUAUCGCCGGAAGCUUCAAAAGGGAGGCGAAUCAUCGAGCGACCCGCACCCAGAGUUUUGGGACUUCGGUAUCGAUCGUUCAGAGGGCAGCAGUCUGCUGGGGGAGGAAAGUUCUUCUUCUGCAGAAGAUGCAAGGCGCUCACGAAUAGAGUGGUGCAGUGAACGGGGAAUUGAAUACAUUGAAGCUUGUGCUAUAAAUGAGGUUUUUGACAAAUGUAUGUCAGUCGACGGUGAUCUUCAGGGUGUUGCUAGAAUUCACGGAGCUCUCUCUGCCCAUAUGUGGCCAGGCUUGGUCAUGAAAGAGAGCAAUCAAAGAGAAAAGUCUACCACUUUGCAGCCUGAACAAGAAGGUUCGACAAGUGACGACGACUCGGAUUAUUACAUUGAGUAUGAGCUUCUGUCAAAUGGUUCAGCUGAGCCCUGGGAUGGAUCUGGAUGGGAGGAUCAGUGGACACAAGCUCCCUCAGCUCAAGAUAUGCCCGUAUUGGAGACCAGCGAAGAGACCGUCGUUUCAAAGGACGAUGCAGACGCUCACCCUCGUGACUCAGUGCCUACGGUUUCAGUGACAAAUGACGGCCAGAAUGAGCCCCAGCCUGUUGAAGUGGCUCAGCCGGAAGCGGAGCCCCAGCUGAAUGGGGCCGUGGUGGUGAACACUGAGGACGAGAAUGGAGUCAAGAGGGAAGAUGCUGAUAUCAAUCCUGGGAUUAAUGCACAUGUAGAUAAUGACUUUGAUGAAAUCGACCAACUCAUGCACGAGAUGGCGUCCAUGCGCGAGAACAUGCGCACGGUAUCAGAUCAUCACAGAAGAGAGAUGGCUGCACAGUUAGCCAUGCGAAUGGCAGCCAUGUUCAAGGAUGAUGACGAGGAAGCCGAUAGUGAGUGAGUGAGUGAUUGAGUAGUUUACGGGUUUCUCAACAUUAUCUACUAUGAUCUGUAUUGUGGCUGCUCAAGGGACUAGUCUAAAGAACCUGCUCAGCAGAACACAGUACGAAGGGACUCGUUUUGAGAAGGUCAACUUCUGGCACCCGGUGGGGAUCAAUUGCCUCGAGGCUUGUGAGGCUUUUGUUACUCAUCUGCGGGUCUGGCUCCUUGACAUUGGCUUGGCUUCAUCCACCCUCUCACGCCAUACCCGUUGCGUGGAUUCCCAGAGCAGGCAGAAGGACCUGUUCGUCUGCUCGAGCAGCACGCAAUCUCACUUACUGUUUACUAACGUUCAAAUAUAUAUAGACAGGUAUACCAUGCUCGGUGCGAAUCUCGUGACGGGGAAAGGGUCCAUUCUGUUGUCACGCGAAUGUAGGAUCGUACUGUUUCCAAGUAGCAAGACGUCGUUCCGAGGGAACUUUUAGGAGAUUGAGAUUGAGUGAAGGCCACGAGGAGUUGGCUUCAGAGCAAUCGAAGGGCAAUGUCUAUUGUAGACGAUCUAAAUCUGUGUUAUCUUUCAGGACGGAUCUGAACUGGUACCUCGUGGUUUGCUCCUGGAGUGAGGAGUGAGCGAUGCUUUCGGCUUGAAUCUAACUCAAAGAGAUCUUUGCAUGAAUCACUGCAAUGGCUUCCGUUCGGGAUGAUGUAACUAACCACCUCAGCAGAUCCCUCGAGAGAAUCUUGCCAACAAUCGGUGGAGAAUUCGCAAGCUGCUCAUGGACACCAUCAGUCUAAUCACCGGUGCAACCGGUCCUCUGCGUUUUGGUUGCCCAUUAGAACUGUCAAUAAACUGGGAGGUCAUGCAGGUCUGUCAAUCCGAGUCAUUUAGUUGAACAGUCUCACUAUGUACCUGUCACAUCUUGUCGAUGAAAAUGAUGGUCGGUUUUAUGGUAAAAUAUUGUCAAGGUAACGGAUU